UCCUGGCUUCUCGUCGCCAUGAUGGUUAGCUAUAUCUAUUGAUUCUGCCCCUGUGUCAAUUCCCAAUACGACUAAUUGUAAGUUAACAAUGACCAGGUCUAAUAUUUGGAGAUACAGGUUUCGUUAAAGAAUGGUCAUCAUGGGAGUAGUGGACAGGUGAUUAAAUAGACGAUUUAACGGCUUCGUUCGACAGUUCCGUUUUCUGACAACUGUAGCCGCAAUUAUCUCGACGAAAGAGACCAGCCGGUAGACGAGUGACGGCCCGUCACUGACAGUGACGGUCGAGAAAUACCAGGAGAGGGAGAGGCAGGGAGAGGAACUCGAUGCACGCCGCAUGUAUAGAUAUCGUAACCCUGUUUCGUGAUCGUGAUAUGUCAAGUGUGUGUACUUCAUAAUUGCUUGACGUUUCAUUCAAAUCCGUACGCGUGAUUGUAUCGUAAAUAAAUACCAAUUUUCGAACGAAGGACUUCGUCUCUCCGCUCCCAUUUCUGUGCAAUUUCUAUUCUAUUCGAUGCGCUCGAUGAUAAAAUGAAAUCUUGUAAUGACCAGUCGAUGUUGACCGUUUCGUGGAGAAUCGACUAUCUCUUAAGCAAUCUUUAACAAUUCCGUUUCCUAUGCAAAAUUAUGCGGAACGCGUGCAUCGUUGAUCAUGCGUGUGCAUAAGCGGUAAGCAGUGUGGAACAAAAUGAUUAUUGGGUUUUUCAAUCGGUCGAUUGUCGCGUCACGAAGAUACACUGCCAAAUGUUUCAACGUUACGUAGUGACUGUAGCCACACAGGAGACUAGAGGACAAAACGCGUAUUUUGUAACGCGAACGUAUAAAAUGUGAUGCCAAGAAUCAAGAAGGAACUGGUAAAAGAAAAGGAAGAGAGGCAAGGAGUACAGACGCAACGAACAAGGGGCAACUCUGUACUCUGACAAUGACUGGAUAGGAAGGAGUCGAGAACACUCGUCGUAACAUGAUACAUUCUUUCCUCGAGGAAGGUGCCUGGUGUUACUGGGUCGUAUCUGUCGGAGCAUUGCUGACGUUCCUUGGUCUCAUCGUCGCUUGCAUUUGUAGCUGCCGUCGUAACGAGAACAAAAAUGAAUUUCUCGGCCUCGCUGGAAUGGUAACGUUAAAAGAUUCUGACAACGAUGGCCUUAACAGAAUUCCAACUACGGACGUCGUUCGAGUAACAACACAGGAUGCGACCGACAGUGGAAAGAGAUCAACUGGUGCCAAUAGAAGUCUUCCAGACAUACCAAAAGAUAAGGAAAAAAGGUGCGAAGAUACGAACGCGUGUGCAUCUCAAGACAUCUAUGAGACGACCGAAGCGAUCGGUGAUCAUUCAGAAUUGUACGCCACAGUGCGGGAUGCAGCGGGUAAAGAAGGAAUAUCUGAACUGGAUGCAGUGGAGGUUUCGCAUAAAAGUACCUUGAGCCAAGAAGGUUCGGACGAUCAGUACUCGAGGUUCGCUUCGUCGCCUAAUUCAGACAAUGUCGAACAUCCUUACGCUCAACUGCAAAGCGUUCAAAAAUCAGAGAUCAAUCAGUCGAACCGGAGCAGUGGGAAGAUCGUCGACGCGGAGGUACCAUCGACGUCGGCGAAUCAAACGAACGGGAAUCCGAUCGCGCCACCGAGGACGCGACGAUCCUCCUCGCAUAAUUCUCUUCUGUCCACCGAUGAUGGACACGUGACUUGCGACAUUCAAGCGGCGAAUGCCAUAUCGGGCGCGGUACAAGCUAAUCAGGAUUUACCGUAUAUGACGCCACCGCUGCUGAUGUUGCUCCCUCAGCCGCCUCAGCCUCCGACGAACAACCCGCAGCAGCAUUUCAGCGGAGAUUCUCAAGAUUCUAAAGGGUAUACGAGCAUCAGCGUCAGGGAGCCUUUGGCCAACAUUAUCGCUCAAACUAAAACGAGGCAGAAUCAGUCGAUUCGGCCCCUUACGGAUCCCCAUUAUGCGACCGUGUCGGACGAUUCCGACGAGAUGUACGCUGCGAUUGACGAACAGGACAAGGUGUACACCAGCGGUAGCGAGACGUACGCACAGAUACAACCGACGAUGACGGAGGUCCAACGCGUGCAAAACGAACAGAACUCGUUCCCUCGAGCUCCCUCUCGAUCGGACGAAAUCUAUCCAGCCCCACAGCCACCGAGCGUAGACAGUUUACGACACGUUGCACACGCUCACUCCCGGCAAGCUUCGUCCUCGAGCGCUACGAGCUCGAUAAUAAAUCCUGGCUCACCGAAACCGGAGAAACGACAGGCUAACUCUCCGUUACCGCCGCCGCCGCCACCGCCGGAGGGAAACGCGUCAACGACAGAAAUGUACGCGUCGAUCGAGAAGAAGACGAAGAACGAGGAUCGUUUGAAACCGGCUCUGUCCAAUGGGAAAUCUCUGGAAGACAUGUACGCAAAAGUGAUGAAGAAGAAGAAGGAUACGGAGGAGCAGCAGAACGACGCGUAUCCGGCGCAUGCCGUCCACGGAUACGUCCACUGCGAGACGCUCGUCGUUGGCGCGGUGAGGAAACCGAGUCUCGUCGAAGGUAGUAGGAUUUCAUGGUCUAGUCACGACUCGACAGAGUUGCAAAAAAAGGAAUCCGAUCAUCUAGACACGGAGGUCGUGACGAGAUCAUCGUUGUCGUCGACGUCGUCGUCCUCCUCGAGAGCCGAUAACGCGAACGCUGCACUCUUCCCUGCCCGGGACGCUUGCGAUCCGAAUUACGAGCCGUUAUACGCGCAGCAACGCGUUGGCCAGGAUACCGCGUCGAAUCACCAAUCAUCGAAACUACCCACCGCGUCGGUCCCUUUAAGAAAUAGUACGGAUUCAACGAUCCUUUCGUCUACUCAUUCUUUUUUCCCUACUAUUUCUACUGCCGUUACUAGCACUACCACUACUGCGGCCACGGCUCUGACCGCUACUGUGGAUACAGCGACGACUACCGUCGUGACUGCUGCUGCUACUACUAGUACUACUGUUCUUGCUUCUGCGUCUUCUACUUCGUACGGUUUACCCUUCAAGCACCGGCAAGUCAGUAACGCCAGCAGCGAGGAUCCAGGGUAUGAGAAAGUUAGACUGAGAAAAAAGUCUGAGAUGGAUCAGGACACAGAUUCGGAACCGAAUUACGAAAGUAUGCCACACGAUCCAGGAGAGCCGAGCUAUGCGUCGGUCUGUCGGCCCGGUGACAGCGACACGGAUCCCAACUACGAAUCCGUUAAUCACGGUGAUCCUAAUUACGAGAGCGUUAAGUACAUGAGCGUCGCCCGUAGUACCGAGGAACCGCCGUACGAGCAGGUGGCCGCUUAUAAGGCGGAUCAGGACGCGAACGGGUACGAGAAAGUGAGGAAACACGCGUCGUUCAAUGCCGAUUACGAACGCAUACAUCAGGUCCAUGUCGCCGGACCGAUCAACGGAGACACCGAUGACGAGCAGUACGUCCAAGUCUAGUCGUUCGUUCUCUACUUCUUUUUUCCUGCCCUUUUGCUUUCCGUACGUUAAUCACUGUCCGAGCAGUCUUUUCUAACUUUACUAACGAAACAGUAAUGAAUAACCCGUAAACUUUUAAACUGCGUGCGUGUACCGUAAGUAUGUAUAUGCAUGUGCAAAGUUUCAUACGCUUAAAGUGACGCAUCCAGAGUCAACGUGACUCCAAUCGGGAUCGGUAGAGACCGGCGUACUUUCGCUCGGUGAACGUAGUAUAUGUAUAAUCGCUUAUCGACGAAUCAUCGAAGGCAAACACACAUAGCGGUUAAGUAAUCGCGUUUGCUUUAAAUAUCUACGACAAUUUGUAUUCUUUUAUAUGUAUUUUUCACGAGAUCGAAUGUUUUUCGGUAAAAUAAAAUGAAAGAGAAAAUAA
Ceratina calcarata is the source of this 3836-nucleotide messenger RNA. Its product is annotated as serine-rich adhesin for platelets. The record is from RefSeq and is a predicted model, not a curated record. Lineage: Eukaryota; Metazoa; Arthropoda; Insecta; Hymenoptera; Apidae. The transcript is spliced from 11 exons. Bases 959 to 3427 code for a protein of 822 amino acids.